GACGUUCUUUUUCACACACUUUCGGCUGCCUCCCCCCGACUCCCUUUGAGGUGGAAUAUGGCGAGCUCCGGGGCGGCUGCUGGCAAUGCCUCGUUGGCUUCUUUAUGGAGCGAAGUGAAUAAAGCAGGACAGAACGGAGAUUACACCCGGGCCCUGAAAUCCCUGACUAAGAUAUUGCAGGUGGCAAAAGAUGAUGUAACGGCUCUACAUUGUAAAGUAGUAUGCUUAAUUCAGAAUGGAAGCUUUAAGGAAGCCCUAAAUGUGAUUCACACCAACACUAAAAUUCUAUCAAGUGAUGUAAUAGCAUUUGAAAAGGCAUACUGUGAGUACAGGUUAAAUAGAAUUGAAAAUGCAUUAAAGACCAUAGAAUCUACAUCCCAGAAGUCUGACAAACUGAAAGAGCUUCAUGGACAAGUUCUGUAUAGGUUGGAACGCUAUAAAGAAUGUCUGUCCGUGUAUCAGGAUAUCAUACGCAACUCCCAAGAUGACUAUGAUGAAGAGAGGAAAACAAACUUGUCUGCUGUCAUGGCUGCAUUGAGUCUUUGGGAUAAAGAGACAACGGAGGACUUUGACUUACAAGAGACCACAUAUGAACUCUGCUACAAUAGUGCUUGUGGACUGAUAGGUCAGGGAAAGCUAAAUGAAGCAAUGAAGAAACUGCGAGAAGCUGAAGAACUCUGUAGACAGUCCAUUUCCGAGGACAGCGAUUUUACUGAGGAAGACAUAGAAGCAGAGUUGGCCAUAAUUCAUGGCCAGAUGGCAUAUGUUCUGCAAUUGAAAGGCAAAUCAGAGGACGCUAUUCAACUUUACAAUCAAAUCAUCAAAUUAAAGCCUACUGAUAUUGGGUUGUUGGCUGUUGUGGCAAAUAACAUCAUAACUGUUAACAAGGACCAAAAUGUGUUUGAUUCUAAAAAGAAAGUGAAGCUUACAAAUGCUGAAGGAGUGGAGCACAAACUUUCUAAGCAUCAACUUCAGGCCAUUGAAUUUAACAAGGCUUUACUUUCAAUGUACACAAAUCAGGCAGAACAAUGUCGAAAAUUAGCCACCGGUUUGCAGGCACAAAAUCCAGAGUAUCUUCUUCCAGUACUCAUUCAAGCUGCCCAGCUAUGUCGAGAAAAGCAACACUCAAGAGCAGUAGAUUUGCUUCAGGAAUUUGCAGAUCAGCAUCCCCUGAAUGCAGCACAACUCAAGCUAACCAUGGCCCAGCUGAAACUUGCACAAGGUAAUGUCACCAAGGCCUGCAUGAUUCUCAAAAGCAUUAAAGAACUCGAGCAUAAGCUCGGAAUGGUGUCUGCGCUAGUUACUAUGCACAGCCAUGAUGAAGAUAUCGACAGUGCUAUUGAAGUAUUCUCACAGGCGAUUAGCUGGUAUCAGGAAAAUCAAACAAACUCUCCAACACAUUUGUCUUUAAUACGAGAAGCUGCUAAUUUCAAACUAAAGCAUGGAAGGAAAAAAGAAGCGAUCAAUGAUCUUGAACAAUUAUGGAAACAGAAUCCAAAAGACAUUCAUACGUUGGCUCAGCUCAUCUCUGCUUAUUCACUUGUAGAUGCCGAGAAAGCAAAAGUACUUAGUAAACAUUUGCCUCCUUCUGACACCAUGACCUUGAAAGUGGAUGUUGAUGCCUUGGAAAACUCUACUGGUGCAACAUUUAUACGGAAAAAGGCAGCAAAAAUUGCUGGAGAACAAACCAAAGAACAAGGGCAAGGGGACCUGAAGAAAAAGAAGAAGAAAAAGAAAGGUAAACUGCCCAAGAAUUAUGACCCUAAAGUUACACCAGAUGCAGAAAGGUGGCUUCCAAUGCGGGAACGUUCAUAUUACCGUGGCAAGAAGAAGGGGAAGAAGAAGGAUCAGAUUGGUAAAGGGACUCAAGGAGCUACAGCGGCUGCAACUGCUGAAUUUGAUGCUAGUAAAACAGCAAGCAGCCCUCCUACAUCUCCAAGACCUGGCACAGCAGGAAGUGGGGCAUCAACCAGCAAUGUUGUUCCACCCAGACAUCAAAAACCCGUGGGAGCUGGCGGUACCAAGAAAAAGCAGCAGCAAAAGAAAAAGAAAGGAGGGAAAGGUGGCUGGUGAUGAGCCGAACAAAGUGCAAAGAGAAAUCCUACAAAUUAAUUUAUGUCUUAAAACAUUUUUCAUUUUGUUGCCCUCAUCUAUUUGCCUUUAAAAAAAUAAAUAAAAAUAAAAUUGGAUCAUU
Messenger RNA from Pelobates fuscus (common spadefoot toad), 2194 nucleotides. It is a transcript of the gene SRP72, whose product is annotated as signal recognition particle 72. Gene Ontology annotation, molecular function: 7S RNA binding; ribosome binding; protein binding. Gene Ontology annotation, biological process: SRP-dependent cotranslational protein targeting to membrane. The record is from RefSeq and is a predicted model, not a curated record. Gene Ontology annotation, cellular component: signal recognition particle, endoplasmic reticulum targeting. Bases 58 to 2073 code for a protein of 671 amino acids. Lineage: Eukaryota; Metazoa; Chordata; Amphibia; Anura; Pelobatidae. The transcript has 19 exons.